AUGUACAAGGUAUUGGAGCGCAUUAUCCUGGACCGACUCAUUAAACAUCGCGAAGAAACUAGGCGCGAUGAGCAAGCUGGCUUCCGUCCUGGCCGAUCUACGACUGACCAGGUGUUCUUCGUCAGGAGAGUGAUCGAAAUCUGGCAGCGGCAUUCGAAGCCAACGUUUCUGGACUUUGAGGCCGCGUUCGACUCUCCUCAUCGAGGCCAUCUUCUCAACGCGCUCCGCGCCGAUAGAGUACCAGAAAGGUUCGUUCGCUUGCUUAAUGACAUGAAUCAACAACUGCUGCAGUUCGAACACCAGCCGGGUAUAAAACACUAUUCGGUGUGGUAA
This is a messenger RNA of Necator americanus (New World hookworm), 333 nucleotides long. RefSeq lists its product as uncharacterized. Bases 1 to 333 code for a protein of 110 amino acids. NCBI's taxonomy places the organism in Eukaryota, Metazoa, Nematoda, Chromadorea, Rhabditida, Ancylostomatidae. The record is from RefSeq and is a predicted model, not a curated record. The transcript has a single exon.